This is a messenger RNA of Hippocampus comes (tiger tail seahorse), 2288 nucleotides long. It is a transcript of the gene bin2b, whose product is annotated as bridging integrator 2b. The record is from RefSeq and is a predicted model, not a curated record. Gene Ontology annotation, cellular component: cytoplasm; plasma membrane; phagocytic cup. Bases 229 to 1872 code for a protein of 547 amino acids. Gene Ontology annotation, biological process: phagocytosis, engulfment; podosome assembly; plasma membrane tubulation. The transcript is spliced from 14 exons. Gene Ontology annotation, molecular function: phospholipid binding; protein binding. Lineage: Eukaryota; Metazoa; Chordata; Actinopteri; Syngnathiformes; Syngnathidae.
AGGCACUAACUUCCGGCAUUUCUUAGACGGGAAUAUUUCAAAUGAUACUGAGCGUAACAUAUUUGACAAACCUUAUUAUAGAGGCGAAGUAAGUUUUUAUUUGCGUCACUUCGCUUCAUCCGACGGACGAAAUCGACGCGCAUGCUUUUCAGGCAAGCGAACGUUGUCUUUCAAGAGGAAGCACGCGAGGCAGAUUUUCUACCGUUGUAAGGCGAACCCGAGAGGACCAUGGCCGAGAAUAGUAAGAUGGGUCCGAACCUGCAGGCCGGUGCUGGAUUCCUUGCCAAAAGGGUCCAGAAGUCAUUGAAUCGCGCACAAGAAAAGGUCCUUCAAAAACUGGGCAAAACUGUGGAGACCAAGGAUGAACAUUUUGAGCUUUGCCUGCAGAACCUCAACAAACAGCAGGUCGAUGGAAGCAGGUUGCUUAAAGAUAUUAAGGCCUACUACAGUGCUGUGAAAGCUGUACACGAGACAUCGAAGCGGCUGUCUCAGACUUUGCAAGAUGUCUACGAAGCUGACUGGAACGGAGUGGAGGACCUUGCCGUCAUUAUCGGAAGUGAAGAUUUACUGUGGAACGACUAUGAGGAGAAAAUGAAUGACCAGAUUGUGCGCACCAUGGAAAACUAUACAAGCCAAUUUCCAGAGGUCAAGGAAAGAGUCGCAAAGCGUGGCAGAAAGCUGGUGGACUAUGAUUCAUCACGUCAUCACGUGGAAGCGCUGCAGGGUGCCAAGAAAAAGGACGAUGUUAAAAUAGCGAAGGCAGAGGAGGAGUUCAACAAAGCCCAGAUUGUCUUUGAAGAGAUCAAUAAUGAGCUGAGGGAGGAGCUGCCUCUUCUAUAUCAGAGCCGCAUCGGUUGCUACGUGACAGUGUUCCAAAACGUUUCAAAUCUGAGAGAUGUCUUCUAUAAAGAAAUGAGUGUGCUGAACAGGGAUUUGUACAAUGUGAUGAAGAAACUCGAAGAUCAGCACUCUGGAAAAGCUUUCAUCAUAAAGGGUUUGACCAGCCCCGCAGGGAAGUCAAAGAAGAGAAAGUCCUUGGUGAUCUCCAAUCCGAUCCCAUGCAACACGGCUUUCCCAUCUGAUCACGUGUCCAUCCAUUCCACAGCCCAAAACGGGAAAAACGCUUUACCCACCUCUCCUGGUCCACAAACUCAACGCAACGCCGGCGAAAUCAGUAUCGUCGAGGAUAGUAGCGUCCCGACCAAAAGCGGCCAAUCCUCAGAGUCUGACCUGAGUUCCUGUGGCACCAACACACCCAAAAGGCAGUCGGUGUGCAUCAGUGAGCCCGGCGAACAGAGCGCGACAAUUGAAAGUCUCGAGGAGGCCGAGGCGGUCGCCGGACUAUCGACGAAUCAGCCGGAUAACUCCGGCGUGGCGAAAUCGGACGUCGCGGGUCAAGAAACAUCCACCUCCUCGGAUGGCGAGGGACGUGAUGCGCCCCUCGUUCCCGAGCAGGAGGAAAGUGCAAGCCAAGCGCCGUCAGAGGAAGAAGCCAAGACCAAUACGGCACCGGUUCCCGCCCCCCGUCUAUCUUUCCGCUCAGAGAAAGGUCCUCUGCUGCCCGCUGAGGAGCAACGGGAAGAGAUGGAAGGAGCAUCGGACAUCAAGGAGACGGCGGGCUCACGUGACGACUGCGACAGCCAUUUCCCACCUGGCUUUCUGUACAAGGGGGUGGCGCUAAAGAGCCACGCAGCGUCUGAAGGUGGCCAGCUCCAGUUUGAACAGGGAGAAAUAAUUCUGGUGUUUGCCGACACGCAGCAGGAAGGUCUGUUGAAAGGAGUUCGGGAGGAGAGCUGGCAACUCUACAGAGAUCUAGAAAAUCACGCUGGGACUUUCUCAGAAGACCUCAUUGGGCCUGUUGAGAAAGAUUGACGCAAUACAGUAUUCGCUCCUUCCUCCCAUGAGUAGUUGAGUGACUCAUGUGUAUACACACACACACACACACACACACACACACACACACACACACACACACACACACACACAUAUGUGCGCGAGCGCAAAUGGUCCAAAUUGUUUUGGGUGUGGAAGCUGCACAAACAAAUCUUCCAAGUCCUCUGUGGAUACUUCGCAUGUUUUGAUGUUGUAACUUGUGGAACAAAAUGAACUGCGAAGUUGAACUGAAUUUUUGUAGAGACUCUUUGGAUAACUCAAGUGAACACUUUUUAAUAUUUUCAGUGUUUGUAUUUUUAUUCUUCUCAUGGAACACUGUGAAACCGUUUUUUUUUUUUUUUUCUAAAUGCAGUUUGUAAUAUUUGUCAAUAAAGGUCAAGUUGAAGAAAAGCUUA